Triticum dicoccoides is the source of this 1345-nucleotide messenger RNA. RefSeq lists its product as uncharacterized. The record is from RefSeq and is a predicted model, not a curated record. Bases 156 to 1247 code for a protein of 363 amino acids. The transcript has 8 exons. Lineage: Eukaryota; Viridiplantae; Streptophyta; Magnoliopsida; Poales; Poaceae.
CAGAAGAUAUGCCUGUUCUUGCAGUCCCCGCCCUGCCUUGCUCAUCCUCUUCCGCCCGAUAUUUCUAUAAGUGGAAAUUUUACUUUAUCCAUGGUCUGUGAUGAAAAAGAUCGGAGUUUUUGUGUGUCCCUCUGCACGAAAGACUGCUUUUUUUUAUGCAGAGGGGGGGCAGAUUGCAGGGGCAAGAUUCUUGCAUUCAUAAGCUUUCCAUUGACCAUUUCUUUGACAGCGGGGCGGCGGCAGCAGCAAUGGAGACGGGCGCGUCGUCGGGGACGGGGAGCUUUCCGGCCGAAGACGGUGAGAUUUGGGUGCCCGUGCUGUCCGAUCCUCUGGAUGGGGGCUCGAAUUCGCCGACCCAGGCGGAGAUUGAAGUCUAUUCAGCAUAUCUGGAUUAUGACGCCAUGGACUUCCAAGCAGUCUUAGAAGGACCCCAAGAUGAACACGAUAUUGGAAAAUUGUUUGGAGGUGCACGCAGUCCUACUUAUAUAAAGGAGGCGAAUUUAACUCAUGAGAUUGAAUGUGAAUUUUAUUCACCAACUAGUGAUCAUGGCAUGAUACAAACACUUGCGCCUGCGUCACCAGAAACCAAGGAGAUAAGGGGGAGGAGGAUAUCUGCGCCGGCCACGGCGCUUCCUGAGAAAGAGGAGGCCCCUGUCACCAUGGCUCUCGGAGGAGGAGGAGAGGAGGACAAGAAGAGAAAGGGAGGAGGGAAAGGGCACCCGCUGCCUUGUCACCGGAGAAGCAUGAGGCUUGCGCUCGCCGCCACGCCACUGGAGAUGGGGGCUUGUGCUACCUUCAUAGUAGACCUGCUAGAUUACAUGCCGAAAAGUGGUUGGAGGCACCGAAGUCGCGUGAGAAGUGCACGCAAGAGAGGAAUAUGGUCGUUAAACACGGAACAAACUCUCCUUCUGCCUAACCAUUUAGGGAAUGCGACAUGCUUUCAGGACAUGAGCUCUACAUGUAAAGGCAAAAAAUGUGGGCACAGAAAAAACAAUGACCACUGGACAUACGAAGAGAUGAAAAAACUAGUGGAUGCUCUGUAUAUAUCUGGGGUUGGAAAUUGGACGAAGUUGAAACAUGAGAACUUUUCAACAUCAGUUCGAACAGCAAUGAAUCUUAAGGAUAAAUGGAGAAAUCUUAAGAAAGCCUACACGGGAAAUGCUAAAAAAAAGAUCUUGCCGACUCUAGACAAGGCUUGUGUCGAAAAGAUCCAGAAGCUAGCCUCCAAAAUGAAGCUGCACUUGUGAAUGAUACAAGAAACAUUUUAUAGUACUUUUGGUGUAGGAAUGAAUCAGCAACAGGAGUUCUGUUAUUUUUUCUAGGACAGCAAGGCAUAGGCCGGCUG